Molecule: messenger RNA, 1007 nt
Organism: Miniopterus natalensis
Lineage: Eukaryota; Metazoa; Chordata; Mammalia; Chiroptera; Miniopteridae
Gene: POLR3K
Product: RNA polymerase III subunit K
Biological process (GO): DNA-templated transcription; termination of RNA polymerase III transcription
Cellular component (GO): RNA polymerase III complex
Molecular function (GO): nucleic acid binding; zinc ion binding
Source: RefSeq, a predicted model, not a curated record
GCGGGAGGCUGCGGGAGGCUGCGGGAGGCUGCGGGGCUGCGGUCAUGUUGCUGUUCUGCCCGGGCUGCGGGAAUGGGCUCAUCGUGGAGGAGGGACAGCGUUGCCACCGUUUCGCCUGCAACACCUGCCCCUACGUGCACAACGUCACUCGCAAGGUGACAAAUCGGAAGUAUCCGAAGCUGAAAGAAGUGGAUGAUGUGCUUGGUGGAGCAGCUGCCUGGGAGAACGUUGACUCUACCGCAGAGCCAUGUCCCAAAUGUGAACACCCUCGUGCCUAUUUCAUGCAACUUCAGACCCGCUCUGCAGAUGAGCCAAUGACUACUUUCUACAAGUGCUGCAAUGCUCAGUGUGGACACCGCUGGAGGGACUAGGACCAGGCUGGCCCAGCUGCAUCCAUAUCUGUUUAGCUUAUUUCUCAGAGUGCAUUUCCAGCUGGAAGCGAGCACUUGUGUCCUGAGGGCCUUUGCUGGUGUGGCAGAAAGCUACCCCUUCUAGGGUUGUUGGCCAGGGUGUCAGGAAAUGGAUAGCCCGUUUGCCAGUCAGCAGAUGAACUCAUUAAUGUCCAGGGAGGUUUUGUGUAUGGGGAGGAUUACCCACACCUGAUUACACCCUUUUUAAGGUCGUGUUCGUUCAUCUUUCACAUUUAUAGGGCAAUUGACAUCCUUUUACCAUCAGCCAACACUCUUAAAUAUUUAGAUUGUUUGCACAACUAAUAAAGUAAAACUUAUUAAUUUAGUACAUUAGUUGUUUCUAUAUUUUAACUGAUAAUUGCAAACUUAUUUAAUUGAAAUUUUAUUCUAUUUAAUUAAAACGAAAAGUUUAAUAUUGCCUUCUCAGUGUUUUAGAUGACUGAAGAAGCAGAUGUCAGUCAAACCACAAAUCAUGAUUCCAAAAUUAACUACUAUACUUAGGACUAAACUGGUUAUAAAAUUGCUAAUAACAUGGAUUUAAAUUUUUAGAUUCCUAUUCUUGCUUCUUAGGAUUACAAUAAAUUAUUAGAUACUGUG